GGUAAGAGGCAUGGGAGGGUCCCAUUUAAACAGGGUCCUAGGAAAACUUCUCAGGGGUAAAGCAAAUUUCCUUGCCCCUGAUGACCAGGGGAAGCCAGGCUUAUCCUAAUUGACGGAACUGAGAUAAUAUUCACGCAUGUCAGGUCACCUCAGGAAUCAGCUCUUUCUGGGGCCUGCUAUGAUAGAAAGAUUACAACAGGCCAGCAGGAUUUGUUUGUGGGAAGCUGAACAAAAUUUGAAACAAAAGUGAAUGUACCAGUGUGUUUCUGGGGGAAAGAGAAGUAAGGUGGUGGUGAGCAGCUAGCAGCAACCCUGGGAAGGGCAUUGGCAACAUGGACUAUGAUGAUGAUGAUGAUGAUGUAGCUGAACGUAAGCAAGAUGAGGGUGACCAACAGGCUGAGAAAAGUGAUUCUGAUGAAGAUAUCAUCUGUGUAGUAGAACCUCCUGCUGUCAUUGAAAAAGAUAAAGUCCAGCCUGAGAGCUAUGAAACAGACCUGGAGAUUGAAGUUGACUCUGAGAAGACUUUCACUACAGGACAAGAAGAUGUAUACCUAGAAGCCUGCAAGCUUGUAGGAGUGAUUCCUGUGUCUUACUUCAUCAGAAACAUGGAGGAAACCCACAUGAACCUCAAUCAUCAUGGGCUGGGACCCAAAGGUACCAAAGCCAUUGCCAUAGCCUUAGUGUCCAAUACAACUAUCACCCGCCUGGAGUUAGAAGACAAUUGGAUCCUGGAAGAAGGUGCCUUGGCCCUGAUGCAGAUGCUACAUGAGAAUUACUACAUUCAAGAACUGAAUAUCUCCAACAAUCACUUGGAUUCUCCAGGGGCCAAAAUUAUCACAGAUUUUCUCUUGGAAAAUACUUCUUCACUCUGGUCAAUUCAACUUGCAGGGAAUAACUUCAAUGAUGAUACAGCCCAGAUGUUCUGCAAUGCACUUAUGUCUAAUUACCAAAUCAAGGUCCUGGACCUCAGCCACAAUGAAUUUUCUGAGAAGGGAGGAGAGCAGUUGGGACAUAUGCUGGUCCUCAAUGAAGGACUGCAGACAUUGAACCUCAGCUGGAACCAACUGAACUUGAAGGGGGCUUUGUCAUUGUGUCACAGUCUCCGGGUCAAUGUUACCCUGAAGAUUUUGGAUGUUUCUUGGAACGCCUUUGGUAAUGAAGGGGCUCAGGCCCUGGGGGAUGCGCUCAAAGUCAACUCUACUCUGUCCUACCUGGAUAUCAGCAACAACCACCUGAACAACGAAGGGGCCAUCAAGCUGGGCAAGGGACUAGAGCUCAACGAAACUCUCAGAAUUUUAAAGAUGUCCCAAAAUCCUAUGACUGUGGAAGGGGCACUGUCACUUGUCUUGUCUGUCAAGAAGAACACCAAAAGCAGAUUGGAGGAGAUCAACAUCUCAAAUGUGUUGGUGACUGAAGAAUUUGUGAAACAGCUAGAUGGAGUCUUCUUUAUUCAUCCUGAGCUAGAUGUGAUUUAUGGUGAAGUGGCAGGUACUGUCUGUAAGUCAGUCAAGUCACCACUUGCUUUAACGGUGAUCAAGGCUUAUGUGAAAAGGAAGAAUACUACAGUUUUUGAAUUCUUGAAGAGCAUAGAUCAUCUUGGAACAACGAAGAUGCCUGUGGCAGAGUUUCGGAAAGCCUUAACAAUGCAAACAAAGGUUCCUUUGAAAAGAAUACAAAUCAGGGAAUUAAUCAAGACACUAGACCCAUAUGGAACAGGGAUAGUUGACUACAGCGUAUUCUAUGAACCAAGUGAAGCAGCCCCAGUGAAAUGAGAAGCAAUACCACAGAGGAGAAAUGAAAAGGAAGCAAGAAACUAAGGAAACAUACACUAAAGCUUUAUAGAUAACUUUGUGGACAGCCAAUGAAAAGGCAGGCUCUUGGAAACAGGAACU
Molecule: messenger RNA, 1892 nt
Organism: Phascolarctos cinereus (koala)
Lineage: Eukaryota; Metazoa; Chordata; Mammalia; Diprotodontia; Phascolarctidae
Gene: LRRC74A
Product: leucine rich repeat containing 74A
Molecular function (GO): protein binding
Source: RefSeq, a predicted model, not a curated record